Molecule: messenger RNA, 273 nt
Organism: Closterium sp. NIES-65
Lineage: Eukaryota; Viridiplantae; Streptophyta; Zygnematophyceae; Desmidiales; Closteriaceae
Source: the annotation of a GenBank genome assembly
AUGUCACCCUGCUGGCAGACAGGGACCAGGGAUGGGGAUGGGCAGAUGGAUGGGAAUGGGCAGAUGGAUGGGGAUGGGCAGAUGGAUGGGGAUGGGCAGAUGGAUGGGGAUGGGCAGAUGGAUGGGGAUGGGCAGAUGGAUGGGGAUGGGCAGAUGGAGGGAGUGGGGAGAUGGAGGGGCCCUGCAGUUAGAACACGGAGAGAUUGGGACGAGGCAGGCAGGGUGGGUGGUGGGAAGAAUGAGGGGAAAGUGAGGGACUCUGGAGGGGAUUGA